AUGUCCGUCACCACAAACGCAACCAUCGCCUCCUUCGGCGGCAAGCUCCUAAAGCUAAGCCAUGCCGCUACAACUACAAAAUGCGAGAUGAAAUUCAACCUCUUCUUGCCCCCGCAAGCCCAGACACAGAAGGUCCCCGUACUGAUCUACCUCUCUGGCCUGACCUGCACCGCCGAGAACUGCUCCGAGAAGGGCUUUUUCCAACACAGCGCCAGCAAGAAGGGAAUUGCCGUGCUGUACCCUGAUACCAGCCCACGCGGUCUCAACAUCCAAGGCGAGGACGACGCAUACGAUUUCGGCUCCGGCGCCGGCUUCUACGUCGACGCCACCAAGGCCCCCUACAAUGCCGGCUAUAACAUGUAUAGCUAUGUCACCGAAGAGCUGCCGCAGACCGUCUUUGCUGCGUUCCCCCAGUUGGAUGCCAGUCGUGUUAGUAUUACCGGCCACAGUAUGGGUGGACACGGUGCUCUCACUUUGUUCCUCCGCAACCCAGGCAAGUACAAGUCCGUCUCUGCGUUCGCACCGAUCACGAACCCGACCAACUGCCCCUGGGGCCAGAAGGCAUUCAAGGGCUACUUCGGUGAUGAUCAGCAAGAUAAGUGGAAGGAACACGAUGCUACUGAGUUGAUUAAGAAGUGGAGUGGGGGUCCGCUGGAUAUUUUGAUUGAUGUGGGUACCGGCGACAACUUCUACAAACAAGGCCAACUCCUACCGGAGAACUUCGAAGCCGCAGCCCGUGACGCAGGCAUCGCCGGCUUGAACAUUCGCUACCAGCCUGACUAUGACCACUCCUAUUAUACCAUGGCUACUUUUGCGGAUGACCAUGUUGAGCAUGCGGCCAAGUACCUCUUUGCAUAG
Messenger RNA from Penicillium crustosum, 858 nucleotides. Its product is annotated as S-formylglutathione hydrolase. Gene Ontology annotation, molecular function: S-formylglutathione hydrolase activity. The coding region runs from base 1 to 858 and encodes 285 amino acids. Gene Ontology annotation, biological process: formaldehyde catabolic process. The transcript is spliced from 4 exons. The record is from RefSeq and is a predicted model, not a curated record. Gene Ontology annotation, cellular component: cytosol. NCBI's taxonomy places the organism in Eukaryota, Fungi, Ascomycota, Eurotiomycetes, Eurotiales, Aspergillaceae.